AAUAAUGUAGUCGUUAUCUCGUCGGCGGAGCCUGCACGCAGUACCGUUAACGGUGAUCAAGGAAUAUCACCAACCGUCGUUGUAUCGUUUCAUUUCAUUGCAAACUCCCUCUCUCUCCCUAAAACCCACUUUCUCUCUAGAUUCGUGGUUCAAAAGUUCCUGACUGGAGCAAUUAAGAUAUCUUUGCGCCUGGGUCCCAUUUGGAUUCCAUUUUCGGAUGGAAAAACCCAAAUUUUCCAGAAAAUUACGUCUACAAUCUUUCCCAGGCACAUUUUGACCUUAGUUCCUGACAGUGGAUCUAUGGCUUGGAGGUAUCUGGGUAGCCUUUUUGGUUCCCGUUGGAAUUUUUCGAGUGUUUUUCAGCAGGGCACAAUAAGGGAGGUUGAACCUGGUUGUCACACUAUCAAAUCUCAUGGACUCCAAGUUGCAAAAGAUCACAAGCAUGAUUGGCUUAUAUUGCUGCUUCUUGUAAUGAUAGCGAUCAUUCUACUUGUCAUUCAUCCAUUUUACCGCUUUGUGGGAAAAGAUAUGAUGGAUGACCUUAAAUAUCCUUUGAAAGAUAACACAGUACCUGUGUGGGCUAUUCCAAUCUAUGCUGUUCUGUUGCCGAUUGUCAUUUUUAUUCUAUUCUAUCUUCGUAGGAGGGAUGUAUAUGAUCUGCACCACAGCAUACUAGGCCUCUUUUUUUCUAUGCUGAUCACUGCGGUUAUUACGGAAGCAAUAAAAGAUGCAGUUGGACGGCCUCGGCCAGACUUCUUUUGGCGCUGCUUUCCUGAUGGAAAAGAUGUGUAUGAUCAGUGGGGAGAUGUUAUAUGCCAUGGAAAGGAUAGCGUUAUAAGGGAGGGACAUAAGAGCUUCCCAAGUGGUCACACUUCGUGGUCCUUUGCAGGCCUGGGUUUCCUAUCAUUGUACUUAUCAGGAAAGAUUCAAGCAUUUGACCGCAAAGGGCAUGUUGCAAAACUAUGCAUUGUUUUCCUCCCUCUACUUGCUGCAUCUCUUGUUGGAGUUUCUCGGGUGGAUGACUAUUGGCACCAUUGGCAAGAUGUGUUUGCUGGAGGUCUUCUAGGGCUUGUUGUUGCAUUUUUUUGCUAUCUGCAGUUCUUUCCUCCUCCAUAUGAUAAUAAUGGAUCGGGCCCCUAUGCAUACUUCAAAAUGUUAGAGGGGUUGAGGGCCAACAGACAAGCAGCCGAUUCUGUGAAUGUGCAAGAUGCGCAAGGAAUGGAGGUUGUUUUACCUCAGCAACCUUCACGAAACAACAACGGGUUUAUGCCAUUAUCUCUUGACCAUGAUGCUACUGAUUCUUUGGAUCAAAUGGAAGCUGGGAGGAGGUAAUGUCAUUUGUCUUGCACUUGUUUGGGUCCAUGUCCCCUGUAAUUAACUUAGGCUUGUAUUAUGUAACCAACAAUCUCCUGCAUUCACUGAAUCUUUACUUUCUGCACAUUCACUAGUAAUGUUAAGAGGAACAAUCUUUUUUCUUUCUUUCCAAUAAUGCUUUGCAUAAACACUCAGAAUUACCUGUGAUGUAAAUUAUUAUAAAACAGAUGACACAAUUGCACAACCAUACACUUAUGUCGAUUGCCGCCAACUGCCAGAGGAACCACAGGAGUUGAUCUUCAGAUAUAAUUAGGUUCAGAGCAGUAUGUUCGUCAUGGGGCUUGGUUGCUUCCUUUGCAAGAUCUCAACUCCUCAAGCCUCUCAGUCCAACGCUGCUAUUGCCUUCUAACAAAGAUGAUGAAGUUCACCACCUCUUUGACUUCUCCGAGAACAAGGCUCUUAGGAUUCCACUCCCGGAGGUUUACGGUAAGUGGUGUUGCCAUUCGUGGAAUGGAUGAUUAGUAACAAUAACGUGUUCUCCUCCCUAACCAAUAGAGUUCUUUAAUCCUAUGUCGAGGGCACAAAUCCAGUUGCCUCUCCCAGAGACGUUUCAAGAUCCUCCAGCUGAUGUAGGUGAUGCACCAAUUAAGAGCUUCAUAUACAAAGCCAUACCUUCUUCAACUCCUUUAGAUCCCAAUUGUGUUACCAUGAAGAAAGUUGGCAUUCUGUAAAUCCAAGGGUUACAAAGCGAGUACAAUAAUUGUGAUGAUAUCAUAUAUUACGAGAACUAUUUUAUUA
Messenger RNA from Vitis vinifera (wine grape), 2112 nucleotides. Its product is annotated as lipid phosphate phosphatase 2. Gene Ontology annotation, molecular function: phosphatidate phosphatase activity. Bases 301 to 1332 code for a protein of 343 amino acids. The transcript has 9 exons. Gene Ontology annotation, biological process: phospholipid metabolic process. NCBI's taxonomy places the organism in Eukaryota, Viridiplantae, Streptophyta, Magnoliopsida, Vitales, Vitaceae. The record is from RefSeq and is a predicted model, not a curated record.